ACUUCCUCAUUCCUUCUUAUCUUUGUUCCUCCUCAUCCCCCUCUCUUCUCUCUCUCCUUCCCACCCAGGAGGGAUGGAGAUAAGAAAGAAACCAAACAUAUUCACGGUUCUCGUCAUUUAUUUUUCUCCAAAGCCUUCCAUGGCUCUCCUUCUCGCUAUUCUCCUCUUCCUCUCAGGCCCUUCUGCAUCUGCGGUAGCUGCCGCUGCUGUGGGACCUGCUACUGGUUUUAAACCGGCAGAUGAUAUUCUCAUUGAUUGUGGAAGCAAAUCGUCAUCAAAAACCCCUGAUGGAAGAGUCUUUAAGAGUGACCAAGAAACUAUCCAAUACAUAGAAGCCAAGGAAGAUAUUCAGGUCUCGGCCCCGCCUUCAGACAAGGUCGCUUCUCCUAUUUACCUAACUGCAAGGAUCUUCCGUGAGGAAGCCACCUACAAAUUCCAUUUGACUCGACCUGGUUGGCAUUGGGUUCGCCUUCAUUUCUUGGCCUUUCCUAAUGACAAGUUCGAUCUCCAACAAGCAACCUUUUCCGUUUUAACGGAGAAAUAUGUGCUGCUUCAUAACUUCAAAAUAAGUAACAACAACAAUGAUAGUCAAGCUGUUGUUCAGAAGGAGUAUCUCGUCAACAUGACAGAUGCUCAAUUCGCCCUCAGGUUCAGACCUAUGAAAAGCUCUGCAGCGUUCAUCAACGCUAUCGAAGUCGUGUCAGCUCCAGACGAACUGAUCUCUGAUUCUGGCACUGCCCUUUUCCCUGUCAAUGGGUUAUCGGGUCUGUCUGAUUACGCUUACCAGUCUGUUUACAGAGUCAAUGUCGGUGGUCCCUUGAUCAUGCCUCAGAAUGAUACAUUAGGAAGAACCUGGAUACCGGAUAAGGAAUUCUUGAAAGAUGAGAACUUGGCAAAGGACGUUAAAACAACCCCUUCAGCAAUCAAGUACCCACCGGAAGUUACACCUUUGAUUGCUCCACAGACGGUCUAUGCAACAGCUGUGGAAAUGGCUAAUUCUCUCACCAUAGACCCUAAUUUUAACGUCUCCUGGAAUUUCCCCUCCAACCCAUCGUUUAACUACCUUAUCCGGCUUCAUUUCUGUGAUAUCGUUAGCAAGUCUCUCAAUGACUUGUACUUUAAUGUGUACAUUAACGGGAAAACUGCCAUUUCUGGGCUGGAUUUGUCCACUGUCGCUGGGAAUCUGGCAGCUCCUUACUACAAAGACAUCGUUGUGAACGCAACACUUAUGGGCCCUGAGCUCCAAGUCCAGAUUGGUCCCAUGGGAGAAGAUACAGGGACCAAAAACGCGAUCUUGAACGGUGUUGAGGUUCUGAAGAUGAGCAAUUCCGUGAACAGCCUUGAUGGAGAGUUUGGAGUUGAUGGUAGAACCACUGGCAUGGGGAAGCAUGGUAUGGUUGCAACCGCGGGGUUUGUGAUGAUGUUUGGAGCUUUCAUUGGUCUGGGAGCCAUGGUUUACAAGUGGAAGAAGAGGCCACAAGAUUGGCAGAAGAGAAACAGUUUCUCCUCUUGGUUGCUACCAAUACAUGCUGGUGAUAGCACUUUCAUGACAAGCAAAGGUGGUUCUCAGAAAUCCAACUUCUACAACUCAACACUUGGUCUCGGCCGCUAUUUCUCCCUUUCAGAGCUUCAAGAAGCCACAAAGAACUUUGAAGCAUCCCAGAUUAUCGGUGUUGGAGGAUUCGGUAACGUCUACAUUGGAACCCUCGACGAUGGAACCAAAGUCGCUGUCAAAAGAGAAGCUCUGUGCGCAAGACCAGCCAUCAAUCCUCAGCUACCAAGAGAGCAGGUUAACUUAGCUGAAUGGGCAAUGCAAUGGAAACGAAAAGGACUUCUCGAAAAGAUCAUUGAUCCUCAUUUGGCUGGAACGAUUAAUCCUGAAUCGAUGAAGAAGUUUGCUGAAGCUGCAGAGAAGUGUUUGGAAGACUACGGUGUUGAUAGGCCAACAAUGGGAGAUGUUCUAUGGAACUUGGAGUAUGCUCUUCAGCUUCAAGAGGCAUUCACUCAGGGCAAAGCAGAAGAGACUGAGAACGCUAAGCCUGGUGUAGUGACACCUGGCUCGGUGCCGGUGUCUGCUCCAUCUCCGAUCACUCCCUCAGCCACCACCAAUGCAGCGGCUACUGUUCCCGUUCCUUCUAAGAUGGAAGAGAACAAUGGCACAGCCGAGGGUCAGGCCGUGGAUGAACACUCUGGAACAGCCAUGUUUACUCAUGGGUUGGCUUUUGACAUGGGAGAGCUAAGAAACAACCUUCCCAAAAAGAGAGGAUUAUCAAGGUACUAUUCAGGGAAAGCAAGAUCAUUCAUUUGUAUCUCAGAUGUAAAAUGCCUUGAAGAUCUGAAGAAACCAACCCAAACUUUUGAUGAUGAUGAUGAUGAUGAGGCUUACAAGAAGAGGAAGAAGAAGAACAAGCAAUCAUCUUCAUCUUCAUUUUCUGCUGCUAUUAACAGCAAUAUGCCCAAGCAAAAAGCUCCAAGGAAGCAACUCAAGUCUUAUAAGCUCAAACACAUCAACAAGACGAUUCAAGAUGGAGAUGCUGUGUUGAUGCGGUCGUCGGAGCCUGGGAAACCGUCGUACGUAGCGAGGGUAGAGGCGAUCGAGACGGACGCGCGUGGAUCGCACGCGAAAGUUCGUGUGAGGUGGUAUUAUCGCCCUGAGGAAUCUAUCGGAGGGAGGAGACAGUUUCAUGGAGCCAAGGAGGUUUUCCUCUCUGACCACUUUGAUUUUCAAAGCGCCGAUACCAUCGAAGGAAAGUGUAAGGUCCACAGUUUCAGUAGCUACACCAAACUCGACUCCGUUGGAAACGACGACUUCUUCUGUCGUUUCGAGUAUAAUUCCGCCACCGGCGCGUUUGAUCCUGACAGAGUCGCCGUGUUCUGCAAGUGUGAGAUGCCGUAUAACCCUGAUGACUUGAUGGUGCAAUGCGAAGAAUGUUCUGAGUGGUUUCAUCCUUCUUGUAUAGGAACAACUAUAGAGGAAGCUAAAAAGCUAGAUAACUUCUACUGCGAAGAGUGUUCCCCACAACAGCAGAAUUUGCACAACUCUAACUCAACUUCCAAAAACAGAGAUGCUAAGGUGAAUGGAAAGCGCAGCCUGGAGGUAACCAAGCCGAAGAACAAACACAGUAAGCGACCAGGUUAACAUAAACCUGUAAAGGCUAU
Molecule: messenger RNA, 3159 nt
Organism: Arabidopsis arenosa
Lineage: Eukaryota; Viridiplantae; Streptophyta; Magnoliopsida; Brassicales; Brassicaceae
Source: the annotation of a GenBank genome assembly